Striga asiatica is the source of this 639-nucleotide messenger RNA. The record is from the annotation of a GenBank genome assembly. Lineage: Eukaryota; Viridiplantae; Streptophyta; Magnoliopsida; Lamiales; Orobanchaceae.
UCGCACGGGCUCUGUACUAGUCAAUACUAAUUCAGCCACCCUCUUUGACUAUAGCUAAUAAAUACAUAAAAACCCCACUUUCCUUUAUUCCUUUCAAAUCAGAUACCCCAAUUAUCAUCUCCCGGCUGACUUUGGAAUGUAUAUAUAUCCGAGUUGAAUUAAUCCACAACAAUUCUGCAGCAUCUUUUAUUAAUUAUAACAGUGAUGUUGAGGAACGGGUCUACAAUUGUAUCCCUAUUAUGGCUGUGCGUCGUCGUUUUAGUUUUGGGGCCACAAUUCCCAAUCUGCAACGCGGACAUCGGCAGCGCCAGCCGCUACUCGCCUCCGUAUACGCCGACGGCGUGCUACGGCGAGGAUCCUGGUCAGUUCCCGACGAACAGGUUGUUUGCGGCGGCCAGAGAAGAUAUAUGGAAUAACGGCGCCGCCUGCGGGCGGCAGUACAUGGUGCAGUGCAUCAGCUCGGAGUUGCCGCCGGCCUGCGUGCCCAACCAGACGAUCCAAGUGAGGAUUGUGGAUCGGGCCCUAACAUCGGUCUCACGGCCCGUGCAGGAAGGAGCCACCCUUGUCUUAUCCAGUGUAGCAUUUGCCGCCAUUGCGGAUCCCAGAAUUCCCUUCGUAAACAUCCAGUUUGAACAGUGA